This is a messenger RNA of Angiostrongylus costaricensis, 2625 nucleotides long. NCBI's taxonomy places the organism in Eukaryota, Metazoa, Nematoda, Chromadorea, Rhabditida, Metastrongylidae. The record is from the annotation of a GenBank genome assembly.
AUGACAUCAUGGCAACCAAAUCAGGAGGAGCUUACACAGGUUCUGCAUUUGCUCCACCAUUCCCAGUCCACGGAUACUGUGGUUCAGCGGAGUGUGCAGCAACAGUUGGAUAUGCUCAAUGGUCAUCAGUUUUUUUGUUGUUAUCUUGUACAUAUCCUAAGUGGUAUGAAGGAAGAACAGGAGGCGAGCAGGUCUCUUGCUGGCUUGAUAUUGAAGAAUAAUGUCCGCUCUCAGUGGUCUAAAUACCCAGACGAAGUGCGACAAUUUGUGAGGACGAAUACAUUGGCAAGUAUAGGUGAUCCAAGUCCGUUGAUCCGUGCUACUGUUGGUAUUAUAAUUACAACGAUAGUAGUGGAAGAAGGUGGUGUUGGUCAGUGGUCAACAUUGUUACCAUAUUUAGGUCAUCUCUUAGAUCAACCAGAUCUUAAUCUGCAGGAGGGUUCAUUGGGUGCUAUUCAGAAGAUUUUCGAAGAUUCUGGAGAACGAUUAGAUCCUGAACGACAUGUGCAUCCAAUAAUGCCAAAAAUUUUGUCGUUUUUCUGCUCAGAAAGUGCCAAAAUGAGAGGUUUGGCUAUGAACUCAGUGAACAGUAUUCUAAUGAUCAACAACGACCCAAUUAGUGUGGUGAUUGACGACUUCUUACAACAGUUGUUUGGACGUGCACAUGAUCAAGAACCAGAAGUUCAAAAACAACUGUGUCGGUCGCUCACACUCUUGCUUGAUAGUCACUUCGACAAGUUAGCACCCCAUUUGCCUAACGUUAUUGACUACAUAAUCAUGAAAACGCAGGAUGUGAACGAGAAUAUUGCUGUAGAGGCUUGCGAGUUCUGGUUGUCAUUAGCAGAGAAUUCUGACGUAUGCAAGGAGUUACUAUCACCCUUUCUCGGGAAGCUUGUGCCCGUACUUAUCAAGUGUAUGCGUUAUUCGGAAAGUGAUAUAGUUGCGCUUAAGGGUAACUGUGACGAGGAAGAUUCUAUGGUGCCAGAUCGAGAUGAGGAUAUAAAACCACGUUUUCAUAAGUCCAAAGUCGCAGCUGGUCAGGUAAAUGGCGAGGUAAGUAUGUUCAAUGAUGUCGUUGUAGGAAGAUGUUCCGCGGCAUCAUUAGAUGUAUUGGCAUCAAUAUUUAAGCAAGAAUUAUUGCCUAUACUGCUUCCAAUUCUCAAGGAAGCUCUUUGUCACUCGGAAUGGGAAAUAAAGGAAUCAGGGAUUCUGGCUCUGGGUGCUGUUGCUGAAGGUUGCAUGAGUGGAAUUACACCUCACCUUCAUGAACUCAUUCCAUUCCUGCUGAGUAUGCUAAACGACAAAAAACCGCUUGUCCGGUCUAUCACAUGUUGGACACUUUCGCGGUAUUGUUCUUGGGUGGUGGAUGAAGCACGUGAUCAGUAUUUUGAACCAACUUUGAAAGGACUUCUUGUUCGAGUUUUGGAUGGUAAUAAACGAGUACAAGAAGCCGCGUGUAGUGCUUUUGCCACUGUUGAGGAGGAAGGGGCAGAUUUUAUCGCACCAUAUCUUUCAGAUAUUUUACAAACUCUUGUUCAGGCGUUCAGCAUCUAUCAGGCUAAAAAUUUGCUGAUUUUAUACGAUGCGGUCGGGACGUUGGCAAAUUCUGUGGGUAACGCCUUAAGUCAACCCGUUUAUGUCCAAGUGCUAAUGCCUCCGCUGAUGGAAAAGUGGCAACGACUUGGAAAUGAUGACAAAGAACUUUUCCCACUUCUAGAAUGCGUGUCUUCGGUUGCAUCUGCUAUGGGUAUCUCUUUUCUGCCGUAUUGUGAACCUGUUUAUAAUAGGUGUAUCAUCUUGAUUACGCAAUCGUUGCGUCAAUCCGUCGAAGCGCAACAGCGACCGAAUGAAGUAGAAAUGCCAGAUAAAGAUUAUUUGAUCGUUGCACUCGAUCUUCUAUCAGGACUUGCAGAGAGUUUAGGUGCUCAUAUUGAUCCUCUAAUAGGUCGAAAUGAAGUGUUACAAUUUUUUGCUCAGGAUCCUACUGCAGAAGUUCGUCAAAGCAGUUUUGCAUUACUUGGCGAUCUCACUAAAGCAUGUUGGCAUCAUAUAAAGCCUUACACUCUUUCAGAGACGUUCAUUCCCAUUUUGGCUAUGAAUUUUGAUCCAUCGCACAUUUCUGUUUGUAACAACGCAAUUUGGGCGUUUGGUGAGAUGUCGCUUAAAAUGGGUGUGGAAAUGAAGCAGUAUGUGCUAUCUGUUUUGCCUCAUCUUAUACGGGUCAUGAAUCAAAAAGACGGGCAGCGUACUUUGUUGGAGAACACCGCUAUAACAAUUGGGCGCUUGGGAAUUUACUGUGCUGAGGAAGUUGCUCCACAUUUGGUAACAUUUAUACGACCGGCCUGCUUCAGCCUGAGAAACAUCAGAGAUAAUGCGGAGAAAGAGAGCGCAUUUCGUGGAAUUUGCUAUAUGAUAAAUCUGAAUCCGUCAGGAGUAGUCAACGAUUUUGUGUUUCUGUGUGACGCCAUAGCUUCUUGGUCUACACCAAAGCCUGAACUGAAGGAGAUGUUCUCUAGAAUUCUUAAUGGAUUCCGCUCACAGGUUGGAAUUGAGAACUGGACGGCUUUUACCGCACAGUUUCCGCCUCCAUUAAGAGAACGUCUUGCAGCUCAGUACGACGUUUAG